Molecule: messenger RNA, 1974 nt
Organism: Coniophora puteana RWD-64-598 SS2
Lineage: Eukaryota; Fungi; Basidiomycota; Agaricomycetes; Boletales; Coniophoraceae
Exons: 4
Coding region: 1-1974 (657 amino acids)
Source: RefSeq, a predicted model, not a curated record
AUGCCUCAACACUCUCGCAUCAUCGAGCGCACCAUGGAGAUGCCCGUACCCCGCCUAUUUGACGGUGGAGGGCUUCAGUUUAGGAGAAUAACGGAGACAGAUGUUUGGACCGGGCCUAACGUAUACGACAGUGGCACGAUGCAAGGCCAGUUCGAAGCAUCAGCUCUCCUAUGUGUAGAGUCCACCACAAGAGAUGAAUUUGUCGGCGGACCAUCUAGUGAAGGCGAGCACGUGGGACAGAGAUACGUCUCGAGCGAAGGACUGGCUGCGCCAGCUUCGACCCCCUACUCAUCGCCCACGGUUGGUCAUGGUCUGCAUCUCGAGGUUAUCCCGCCCUCGUCGGAGCCGACAGCGUCCCACAAGUCCUUCAUCACGCGCACGCCUAUGUUAAGUGUAGACCGUAGCCCUUUUAGCGUUACAUCCAGCUCUCUGGCGACACCUGAACCACCAAACCCAGCCCUUCUCGGUGACAACUGGCCUUGUCAGACGCCCGAUAUCACGGAGUUCGACUACCAGGGGAUUGAGGAAUUAGAUAAUGAGGCCGCAGCUUAUCGGUGCGAGCCCGGCUGGGACCCUUGUUUGUUCAACGGGUCAGGCUCCACUUCCUCGGCCCCUGCGGCUCUUGAUGUCUCCGCUGCUGGUGUUUACGGCCUGCAGGGCGGAACUGGUGGUGCCCAUAUACGAAUGCCGUCACCGACUCAUGUCGGACCGUCUGCUAUACCCCUCGAUUUGCCGACCACCAGCCAUGAAACGUAUGGGUCGGAUCUUGAGCAGUGGAUGGUUCAGCUCGACACAACACCGUCUGAGCUUCAAACUACUGCCCUUCAGCUGGAGCCGGAGAUACGAUCACCUCGGAAUCCAGUCCGCGACAUGCUCUUCCCCGUUGUAGAAUCAGAUACGAACUCUUCGGGCUUACUGCAAGUACCGCAAUGGCGUGUGUUUGGACCUUUCGAACCGCUCUCGAAUUAUCGUGAACACGCUCAGGUGGACAUACCCGCUACGUCCUCUCUGAUCACGCAUGAACUCACUCCUCUUACGGACUUCUCGUCUCUUCCUUCCUCGCCGACGUCCUCGCAGUCGCUUAUCCAGUAUAUCAAUGACGACGGCGACGACAAUAACGACAUGACUACUCAGAACGAACUUGAUAUAAUGAUGCUAUCUCCGCUCACUUCCCUCAGUUCCAUCCCUCCGUCACCUCAAUCAGACCUUCACUCUCUACCGCAGUCAUUGCAUCCCGCUACGCCUGCCCUCUUGCCUAUCCGGACCGAUGCGCUCCAGCUCAGCUCGCGUUCUCUUCCGGCCACCCCUCAUCCAUUAUCUCAGGUGUAUUUCCCCUCCGCUGAGCCAAGUCCCGUUGCUGCAUCCUCUCGCUCGGUCAGUGUCACCCCUUCCUCUGCUUCAACGGAAGACGUCUUGCCUGCCGAGCCGAAAUCCUCAUCGCGCGAGACUCCGAUCGAACCACCCUCAGUCCGAUUUGAGGUUCCUCCCCCUUCAUUCUCGAACCGUCCUGUCACUCGUGCGUCCCGUCGUGCGACACUCGAUCUGGAUGUCGCGAAGAUAUCAGGUCUAUCUCAGGCUCCUCGUUCGCUUCCUCCCUCCCCAAUACCUCUUUCGGCGGCUUCUAACCCGCGGACGGCCCCUACGAGAAGUAAAAAGCGCUCUCGCGAGCCCGGCGUCGAGUCCCGUAGGUCCUCGAAACGCGCAAAAGGCAAGGCCCCGGCACGCGGUACAAAGUCGAAGUCAAAAACAGCACCCAAACCGACGGACAACAGUGACGAUGACGAAUAUCGCGAUCAAGAGGAUACUGUGGACGACGAGAGUGAAGCAUCGAACGCUGGCGAUGUUGUUAACGAGCCAUCUCCAAGACCCAGUAAAGAAAAGCGCAUCCGGCUCGAAACACUUCAGCCUCACCGGUGCCAGUACUGCGGCCUUUCGAACACGAGAAAUACCAAUAUAUACCUGUCCAAUCUGUAA